Messenger RNA from Nipponia nippon (crested ibis), 1514 nucleotides. The record is from RefSeq and is a predicted model, not a curated record. Lineage: Eukaryota; Metazoa; Chordata; Aves; Pelecaniformes; Threskiornithidae.
AUGGGAUGGGAAGGGUUGUUUGAAGAGCAGAAGAAAAGAGGAGGAGAGCUGGGUGGAGGCUGGUGGGAAUGGGCAUGGCAGGAGGUGCCGGGUACAAUCAUCGCCCCAUGGGGACCUCUUCUACCAGGUCACCCUCGCUCUUGUGCUGGUGGGGGCUGGCGUCAGACAGGCAGAGAUGGCAGCACAACCUCUGGGCUUAGGCUGUCCCUUCUUUGGCAGGAGCAGGACCCCACAGCCAGUGCUCUGUCACGCUACCUCCAGGUCACUUCUCAAGAAUCUGGAACCAAACCACUGACCUUCACAUUUGUACCAUCCAUUGGAAGACUUCCAACUCAUUUUGAGGUUGUAGAUGUCUCUAAGUUCCUUGUGACAAUUCCAGAUGAGCCAAAGGAUCUGAGCAAUCAAGAGAUUAUAAAUAAGUCUAACGUAGUCUCUGAUGAGCUGGCCUUAAAGAGCGGGGCCAGACAAGACCGUGUGUCUGCCAUCUGUACAGACAGCACCGGAACAGCUUUCCAGUCCCUGGGGUGUAACUCAAGCAAAGGAGAAAUGCAGGAGAAUGACCUUUUUAAGGCUGAGUUUAUCCUGAUUACGGACUCUGGUGAUGAAGAUGAAGUAGCCGCUGCCUCAAACAACAUUCAUCUGCCUUCCAAUGGCUACGGUCCCAUCAGCGCUCAGCUGCUGGCCACAUCCCACGUUUCCCCUGGCACCGGGGCAGGGAAACCUCCUGGUGAUGGGCACGUUCCAGGUGCUGCACUUUCCCACAGCACUGCUGAUCUGCAAAAACAUCAGGCAUUAGAAGAGCCAGCCAAGAGUGCUAGUAUGACUGAAGGCACUGUUUUGGACACCCAUUCAGAGAUGUGCUCCCCUGCCCAGCUCAGACAACAAACAGAAGAGCUGUGUGCUGUCAUUGAUCAAGUCCUGCAGGACCCGUUGACUAUGCGCCGAUGUGAGUCUUCUCCAAGUUUUCUGCAGAUGAGCACGGAGUCAGAUGUUGGCAAGGUCUCAACAACACUGCAGAGAGCAGCUGGGCGUGAAACCAGAUAUGCCAACCUUUACAAAUCAGCACCUAUGGUGACAGAGAAUCAGCUGCCCAGUCAUCCCAUAGUGCCUAUUCCAGAAAAUGAAACACUCAGCUCUAAGGAGGUUGCCAAUGAAAGAGGUUCUGUAUAGCUAUGAUGCCCCGAAUUAGGAUCAAGAGCUAAAGCCGUAGAGUAUUUUGAGGCCUGUUUCUAUACUAAGAAGGAAUCAACGGCACAAAUGUUAUUUAAAGCACCAUUAAAAAAAAAAAAAAUGCUUCCAGUAUGCUAAUUCAAAGCAAUAAUAACAAUCAAAUAUUCUUUCAAGAGAUAAUCUUAUGUACUAGCAUAAUUAACCCCAGAGAUACACACAUGAAUGUGCCAUAUUGAAAUACGAUUUCUUGAAGGGCUUGCUGGUUUAAGAGAUGCUGAAAAUAACACAGCAUAUUUUCUCUAGAAAUAAUAUAAAUGUUGAAAUUAAAUAAAGCCAUAUUUUUG